Messenger RNA from Cucurbita moschata (crookneck pumpkin), 656 nucleotides. Its product is annotated as 50S ribosomal protein L31, chloroplastic-like. Bases 104 to 505 code for a protein of 133 amino acids. The transcript has 2 exons. Lineage: Eukaryota; Viridiplantae; Streptophyta; Magnoliopsida; Cucurbitales; Cucurbitaceae. Gene Ontology annotation, molecular function: structural constituent of ribosome. The record is from RefSeq and is a predicted model, not a curated record. Gene Ontology annotation, biological process: translation. Gene Ontology annotation, cellular component: ribosome.
UAGCAGGCCCAAAAGAGAAGGACGAGCGAGUGGCCAUGCGACAAUGCCUUGAAGAAGAACUCAUCUUCUUCUUAUCCUCACUUCAUCGCACUCAAACGCAGCAAUGGCGCUGAACCUAACGAAUUCCUUUCUUCAACGCCCAAUUUCCCCGGUCGUCGCACCGCCGAAGAAAAAGGAAUUUGGAGCGAGAAGUCACCGGGCGGUGGUGACCUGCCGGAAAAAGGAUCUGCACCCCCAAUUCCACGAGGAUGCUAAGGUUUAUUGCAAUGGAGAGCUGGUGAUGACGACGGGUGGGACCCAGAAAGAGUACUCGGUGGAUGUGUGGUCGGGAAAUCACCCUUUCUAUUUAGGCAGCCGCUCUGCCCUGCUCGUCGACGCCGAUCAGGUCGAGAAAUUCCGCAAGAAAUUCGGAGAGCUGUCGCAGUUGAUGGAGAUUCCUGUCCUUAAAGGGGAAAUCGUUCUGCCCACGAAACGAAAAUCCGGCGGCAAAGGGAAGAAAAAAUAGAAGAGUGCGGAGAGUUCAGUUGGCCUGGUAAUCUUUUUUAAAUUCAACUACUUAAUACGAUUUUGGGGUUUUCUCUUGUAUUUCAUGUAUGUAAUUUAGAACAAUCGAAACUAAUUUGUCUGAAUCGAACAAUUUGUUUCUGUUUGUCGCU